Molecule: messenger RNA, 1599 nt
Organism: Musca domestica (house fly)
Lineage: Eukaryota; Metazoa; Arthropoda; Insecta; Diptera; Muscidae
Product: 5-methylcytosine rRNA methyltransferase NSUN4
Exons: 3
Coding region: 51-1553 (500 amino acids)
Biological process (GO): rRNA methylation
Cellular component (GO): mitochondrial large ribosomal subunit
Molecular function (GO): methyltransferase activity
Source: RefSeq, a predicted model, not a curated record
AAACUGUGAACUGCAAAUUUAAAAAUCACAAUCAAGUUGGAAAUUGGAAAAUGUUAAGAGCCCGUAAUAUAUUGGUAGUGCCACAAAGAUGGAAGGGUGGCAAAACAAGAUGGUCAAUACAACAGAAAAAGAAAAACAACACCGACAGGGCAUUGGAAAACUUUGAUGAUUUCUAUGGCUCCGUGUUUGGUGUACGAUGGAGGAGCAUACGAGCUGCAUUGUUGACAGAAAACAAAUACAUUGCCAUGGUCAAUAACUUUGGGGACAAUGAAAAGACCUGUAGCAAACUGGAAAUGGAUGGAGCAAUAAAUAUCCGAGCACUGGUACAAUUAGCAAAGGAACGACAAACGGAAACACAAACGCCGAACAUUGAUACAAACCAAAACUCCCAAGAAGUAGAAGACAAAAUGGAUGCAAUAACAAGAAAACAGAAAGACAAAGAAAUUCAUUUAAUUUAUCCCGAAAACACCAACGAAGCACAUGUGCCAGAAAAUCUGGAUUAUAAUUCAACAGCAAAUGAAAACAUCUCACCACAAAUGCAAAGCAAAGAAACUCCCCUGAGGAGUACAACUGAAUCAUCUGUUAGCAUUGAUCAUACACGUAUUGUUGAUCCCGAACAUGGGACUGGGGCUCUUUAUGAUUUUAUACCAGCAUCUAGUAUUAAAGGCAUGGAAGAUUGGAUACCCGAAUCGGAUCAUUAUAAAUAUUAUCAGACCAAUGCUGAUUUUCCAUUGCAAUUCGAAUUGGAACAAGAUUUCACAUUUCCCGAAAAUCUCGCCCUCUAUACAUAUGAAAUGGGAAAUUGUUCUGAGUUUCGGCCGCCGAACAAAUGUUUGACCGGUGUCUUGUCCCAUUAUCUAAUGGAUGGUGCUUCAAUAUUGCCACCCCUCCUUUUAAAUGUAAAACCCGGCGAACGUGUUCUUGAUGCCUGUGCAGCUCCCGGUGGAAAAUCAUUGUUAAUGCUUCAAACGUUAUAUCCCGAGCAAUUGGUGUGUAACGACGUAAUGGAAUCGCGGGUUAAUCGCAUACGUAAAGUUAUGAAGGAAUAUUUAUUUGAUUUCGAUGAACGUUGGCUGGGACAACAACGCUUAAUACUGAAUCAAUGUGAUGCCCGAAAUUUAGAUGACUAUGGUAGCUAUGAUAAGAUUUUGAUUGAUGUACCAUGUACCAAUGAUCGACAUUCUCUUAUGGAGAAUGACAAUAACAUCUUCAAGCCAACGCGCGUAAAGGAACGACUAAGAAUACCCGAACUGCAAGCAGGCAUAUUGGCAAAUUGUAUGCGCCUGCUAAAACCGGGUGGUAGUUUAAUGUAUUCCACCUGUUCGCUGUCACCGGUACAAAAUGAUGGUGUUGUCCAUAUGGCUCUGCAAAAGGCCUUCAACGAUGAUGGUCUCACAUUCAUUGUUAAAGACUUGAGUUAUUUAACACAACUGUUUAGUGAUAUUUAUCGGUUUGAAUAUCCAAAAAGUCUGAAAUAUGGUCAAAUGGUUUUGCCAUAUUUGCCGGCAAAUUUUGGACCAAUGUAUUUUAGUAAAAUCACAAGAACUGAAUAAAACUUCAAUUGUAAAUUAAAUAAAGAUGAGUUGAUAGGUACUUAAA